Molecule: messenger RNA, 1851 nt
Organism: Mucor mucedo
Lineage: Eukaryota; Fungi; Mucoromycota; Mucoromycetes; Mucorales; Mucoraceae
Product: FAD/NAD-P-binding domain-containing protein
Exons: 19
Coding region: 327-1844 (505 amino acids)
Molecular function (GO): NADH dehydrogenase activity
Source: RefSeq, a predicted model, not a curated record
CAAGGUUAUAAAUUUUAAGCCCACUCCCUAUAAUAAAAUCAAUUCAUCGUGUAACACAAACACUGCGUAGUAACGUUUAUUCGUUGAAUGUAAGACUGAUCAUGGGAAUAAAAGAUGUAUCGUCAUUAAUUAAUUCGUUCCGAUAAUUACACGUGCUACACAUCGCAUUUGCAUUUGUAAUAGAUUAUUACUACUCCUCACAUGAAGAGACAAAACACAUGAAAUGAAAUGUAAGAAAAUGAAGUAUAUAAAGAGUACGUUUUACUUUUCCUUUUGUCUUUGAUAAAAAAAAUAUCUAAAACACGCAGAUCAAAAAUAAAAUAAAAAUGAACAGUGUUGGUAUACUUCAUAACGUGUUGUCGACAAAAAAAAAAGUUCUGCAUUCUUUUAAAUCCAGUACAAAAAUUUGGAAUAUCAUAACUCAAGAAAGACUUAGUUCAUCAAAUAGCACCACAAAUGCUAUCGCUACUAUUAAGAAUAAAGACUCGCUACAUAUUCCCAUGCUAAACCAACAUACUACAAAACAUUAUAUUCAAACAAAAACAAGAACAUUGGCAAGAUCCCAAGGGCGGGUGGUUAUAUUAGGAUCUGGAUGGGCUGGAUUCAAAUUGAUGAAAGAGCUAGAUAAAAAAAACUAUGAUGUUUCUGUUAUAUCUCCAAGAAACUACUUUGUGUUUACUCCCUUAUUAGCAAGCACAUCUGUUGGAACUUUAGAAUUUAGAUGUAUUACUGAACCUGUUAGAACUUACUCAAAAGAUAUAAAUUUUUAUCAAGCUUAUUGUGAUAAAAUAGAUUUAGAAAAUCAAGUGAUCCACUGCGUAUCAAACAUUGAUAAUGAUCAGAAACAAAAAAAGUUUUCAUUAGAUUACGAUAAGCUUGUUAUAAGUGUCGGAUCGUAUUCAAAUACUUUCGGAAUUCCUGGUGUUAAAGAACAUGCAUUUUUUUUAAAAGAUGUAAAUGAUGCAAGAAAGAUUAGAAAAAGGUUAAUUGAAUGUUUUGAGCAUGCUUCGCAGCCAGGUAUCAGCGACAAAGAAAAAGAAGAUCAUUUACACUUUGUCGUUGUUGGUGGCGGUCCUACAGGCAUUGAAUUCUCAGCCGAAUUAUAUGAUUUUAUUGCAGAUGAUUUAUCCAGACUUUAUCCAGACUUAAUGGAUAAAACACGAAUGACUUUAUACGAUGUAGCUCCGACUAUUUUGAGUUCGUUUGAUUCACAUCUUUCAGAUUAUGCUCACAAGAAAUUCAAUCGUAAAGGAAUUCAGAUCAAGACACAAAGAUACGUUGAACAAGUAGAAAGUGACCAUUUAGUCAUAAAAGGGGAAGGUCAAGUACCUUAUGGACUAUUAGUUUGGUCAACAGGUUUGAUGCAAAACCCACUUUUAGAAUCCCUUUCUACGGCAGAAAAAGACAUCUCUGGACAAAGAAUCCUGACCGACGGACAAUUAAGAGUUAUCGAUAAAAAUACCCAACUUCCUUAUCCUAAUAUAUAUGCGCUUGGAGACUGUGCUACCAUUAAAGGCAAUGAUUUACCAGCAACGGCUCAAGUUGCCACACAAAAAGCAAACUAUCUUCGAAAAGUUUUCAACGGUAUUGCCAAAGAAGGAUAUGAAAGUCCAGUAAGCGAGUUUGAGUUCAAAAACCGAGGUAUGAUGGCCUAUAUUGGAUCUUCCGAGGCUUUGGUUGAUAUGUCGUCAGUUCAUCAACUGGCAAAGAAAUCAGGGCAUUUAUCGUGGCUAUUAUGGAGAUCUGCUUAUUUUAGCAUGAGUAUGAACAUUAGAAACAAAAUGUUGAUUCCGUAUCAUUGGUUUUUGACAUGGAGUUUGGGACGCGAUAUUAGUAGAUUUUAGCUUAGCA